AUGGAGAAAGGGACGAAUUCACAGGUAUCAUCCGGAUCUUCGUAUGAGGUUUUUCUGAGUUUUCGAGGAGCGGACACCCGUUAUGAAUUCACCGAUCAUCUUUACCAUGGCAUGGUUGAGGCUGGGAUCAUCGUCUUUAGGGACAAUGAAUCCCUCCAUGUCGGUAAGGAAAUUGGUGGUGAACUUCUACGAGCAAUUGAGAACUCCAAGAUCUACAUUCCCAUAUUCUCAGAGAAUUAUGCUUCGAGUGAUUGGUGCCUCCGAGAGCUCGCAUACAUGGUCGAGUGCACCUCGAAAUCAAAUGGAAACAAAGAGAUUCUGCCGAUUUUCUUGAACGUGGAACCUGCUGAUGUCAAGUUGAAAACAUACUUGUACAAACAACCACUUUCAAAGCGUAAGAAGACAGGGUGCGCUGAAGCAGAGUCAUGGGAAAAGGCUCUCGUUGAGGUGGGCAAGAAAAAGGGAUGGAACUGGCAAAAAGAUCAAGGCCAAGUAGAUUUGAUACAAUCUGUAAAGCAAACUGUGUUGACUAAGCUGAAUAUCGGAUUUAAAAAAAAUGUGACUGAACAUCUGGUUGGAGUUGAUGAUCGUGUAGAAGAUAUAAUCAAAAUGUUGCAUGUGGAAUCAGAUAGCGUACAAUUCCUCGGAAUCCAUGGAAUGGGCGGGAUUGGCAAAACAACACUUGCCAAGGUCAUCUUUAACCGACUGUCUUCUCACUUCCGAGUCUGCAAUUUCCUUUCCGACAUCGGAGAGUCAUCACGACGUCAUGGUCUGGUACAUUUGCAAAAACAGUUACUAUCCAAGUUCCUCGAUUCUCAUUCUAACCUCGACCAAAUUCACGACGUGGAUGAUGGGAUUGACAUGAUUAAGAGAGUAUUUCGCAAUAAAAAAGUUUUCAUUGUUCUUGACGACGUGGAUGAGAAAGAGCAACUCAAAAGAUUAGCAGAAAAGGGCAAUUGGUUUGGUUCCGGUAGUAGAAUUAUCAUAACUACUAGGGACCAAAGUGUCCUAAUGAUUGAGGGAGAAGCAACAGAUGAAGGCCCUGUAAAAAAGUUUGCAAAUGUUUGGACUUACGAAGCACAUGCAAUGGAAUUUGAUCAUGCUCUUAAGCUUUUUAGUAGGCAUGCUUUUAGAAGAGACUCUCCACCAUACCAUUAUGUCUCCCUUUCAAAGGCAAUUGUCUCUACUUUGGGAAAGCUUCCAUUGGCUCUUGAGAUUAUAGGUUCAUCCCUUAGCGGUAAAUCCAAAAAAAUAUGGGUAGACACAUUGAAGAAGCUAGAAGAAGCUCCUCCCAUGGGAGUCCAAAAAAAAUUGAUGGUAUCUUAUGAAAGGUUAGAUCAUGCACAAAAGCAAGUAUUUAUGGAUAUAGCUUGUUUUUUUGUUGGUUGGGACAAAACAUACCCUCUGUACAUGUGGGAUGAAUGUGGAUAUCACCCACACGAUUCCCUUGAAGUCCUCUCUCUCAUGUCCUUGAUAAAAAUCAAAGGCAACAAUACUUUCUGGAUGCAUGAUCAAGUGCGGGACCUCGGAAGGGAGAUUGUCCGUCAAGAGAAUUUCAACGAUCCCCGCGAGCGUAGCAGAGUGUGGAAUCAUAAGGAAGCCCUGAGCAUUCUGCAGCUGAAAGAGGGAAGUCGGAAAAUAGAAGCACUGUCUGCAGGAUAUCAUGGAAAUGAAGACGUUAUUCUAAAGCAUGAUGAAUUUGCUAAUUUGCGGAACCUGAGGUUCUUUCAGGGGGAUAGGGUGUUAUUUGUUGGAGACUUCAAUAAUCUUCUCUUCAAUUUAAAAUGGAUUUCUUGGCAAAGUUGCCCUCCCAAGUUUGAGGCAACAAACUUUCAUCCGACUAAUUUAGUCGUUCUUGACCUUUCACGUAGCCAUAUUUCUGAGGAAUGGAUUGGCUGGAACCAAAUCAAAGAGGCCAGAAAACUAAAAGUACUAAAUCUCAGCUACUGCAAAUCCUUAAAGAGAACACCUGAUUUAUCUACGUGGGUAUCCUUGGAGAUAUUGGUUUUUGAGGGCUGUUCCAACUUAAUUGAAAUUAACCCAUCCGUUGGUAAAUUAAAGCUCCUAACUUCUUUGAACUUGGGGGGAUGUCAGUUUCUUCAAGAGUUGCCUAAAGAAAUAGGAAGUCUACAAGCUUUGACAGAGAUUGUCAUGCCUAAAAUGCUACAUGAACUUCCGGAGACGUUUGGUAAUUUGCAGUCACUAUUGACCUUAGAUGUAGCAGAUAGGAACAUCAACAAAUUGCCAUACUCGAUUGGAGGGCUGGUGAAACUUACGCGGUUGAAUUUAUCUAGCAUAUACAUAAAGGAACUUCCAGAUUCAGUUGGGAAAUUACAAUCAUUAGUUGAGUUGGAUUUGUCACGGACGAGAAUUUGUCACCUACCCGAUUCAAUCGGCAAUCUAAAGCAACUGAAGGUAUUAAGGAUGAGAGACAUAGAAGGGAUUACAAAAUUGCCAAGUGCGAUUGGGCUGGUGGAGAAGCUCGAAGAGUUGGAUGCUCACGAAUGUUGCAACUUGACCGGCGAAAUCCCCGAAGAAAUUGGGAGACUGUCCUGUUUGAGGAUCCUAGACUUGUCAAACACAUGUAUAUCCGGAUUACCGACCACGAUGAGUCACCUCUCUAAUCUCCAAAUACUUAAGCUAGAAAUAUGUCCCGAGCUGAAACAAUUGCCGGAGCUUCCCCCAAGUUUGACUUGGCUGAUAUGGAGCUCUUUUUAUUUCGGGUAUUCCUCCUUGAUAGCCCAUGGCGUUUCCACUAGAAUUGGUUCCCUAUCUCAACAGGGACCACUUGUCGCCACUCUUCCCACUAGCAUCGGUACCCAAUCUCAUCUUAAAACACUAUCAUUGUCCUGCAAAUACGUGCAAUUCCUCCCCCGGCUCCCGUCUAGUUUAAGAGAGUUACGACUUCAAGAUCUGGCGACCACACGAUCACUGGAUUUUUCCAAUUUGAAAAACUUGUCAUUCUUGGCAUUCUAUGAAUGUUCGCUAGAAUUCUCGAGUAUAUUUGAUGCGGAGUCGGAGGAACUCCGUAUGGAGUGCUGUGAGCUUAGAAAAUUGGACUCACCGUCGCAGUCGGAAAUGAAAAGUUUGAGAUUAUUAAAGAUGGUUGAUUGUGAGUUCCUUCCAGAAGUACUUGAUCUGUCGCGCAUGAAGAAUCUACGGGAGGUACGUCUGAUAGGUUGCCGUUCAUUAGUCGAGAUUCGUGGCCUUGAAGAAUUGGGAUCCCUUCGCUCCCUAUCAGUCAUCUGUUGCCCUUCCAUGGAGAGGAUGUCAGGCCUAUCGAAAUUGAAAGAGCUACGGAAGCUCGAGAUCCGCUGCAUUCUUCGGCGGGUUGCCGCAACCCCCACCCCUGCUUCCGCCUCCACCAUGAUCGCCUCCGAGAGCCUCAUCGGUGCUGACGGUGGUAAAAACCCGACAUUUCAAGAGAAGUUUGUGUUCACGCUCGUUGAAGGGCAAAGGGAGUUGAAUCUUGCGGUGUGGAACGGCAAUAUCCUCACUUUGGGCAUGACCUUGCUAUAUCUAAGAGGCUGUAGAUUUCUCCCAAAAUUAAACAAUGCACUUGUGGAUGACACAAACUCAGCCUACAAGGAAAGAUUUGCUAGCUUGCAGAACCUAGUCCUUAUUAUGUUUGAGCAAGACACUGUGCUGAUACCAAAGGAAACAUCUUGGUUCGGAUACUAUCCAGAUGGAACUUUUGAUACUGGUUUGCCUCCCCAGGAGACCGAGCUUUACACCAAGGUUUGGAUUGGAUUGACGACCUUGAUAGCUAGGAAAGUCAAAUUCAUCGACGUCUCUAGGAACCAUCUCCUGAUCUCUCUCGCCGACAUGCAAAACUAUAUAGUUCCUUACUCGGUGCAUGAUGCAUCUUUAGCAAAGAACAUGGCAACAGGAAUGGCUUCUUGUAGUUGGAGCCCAUGGGUUCAGGGUUUGUAUCGAAGAAUGGUUACGCUAUCCGAGGAUUGGCUGGUGGAUCAAAUCAAUGGUUGA
Messenger RNA from Syzygium oleosum, 3987 nucleotides. Its product is annotated as disease resistance protein RPV1-like. Gene Ontology annotation, molecular function: protein binding; ADP binding. Gene Ontology annotation, biological process: signal transduction; defense response. The coding region runs from base 1 to 3987 and encodes 1328 amino acids. The record is from RefSeq and is a predicted model, not a curated record. The transcript has 10 exons. Lineage: Eukaryota; Viridiplantae; Streptophyta; Magnoliopsida; Myrtales; Myrtaceae.